CAGUCGACACGCUGCCGACGGUACCAUCAACGUUGCUCUGGUUGCUCUGGUUUGAAUGCCUCCCAUCGGGAAAUCCAUACCACUUAUUGGCAAGGACAGGCAUCCGCCGCCAUAGCUAUGCCGCCUCACUCGAGAGGGAUAUCGGGGGUAUCGUCUCCUUCCAGCCAUAGGACGACACUGGUUCCUCGUCUUACGGGCUAUGGGAGCGAUGCCAACACCGAGGCAUGGCGUUCCUCCCCCCCCCGCGAGCUUUACAUUGGUCGAUGUGCAUCCUUGGCCUUCUCACUCCUCACCUUGGUGACGAUAGGAAUUGUUCUUCACUUCUUUUUCCGCAUGAGAAGAAGGAGUUUCCGGCAGAAGUUGAUCAUGUUCGUCAUGCUGUCUGAUGCCCUACAGGCCCUAUCAUUUUUCAUUUUCCCCAUUGUCGAUUUCGCAAUAGGGCCCGUCCGAUCCGAUUCAACGUUCUGCCAGAUCAAUGGCUUCAUCUUAUCGCUGGGCAUCGAGUCCUCGGAUAUUGCCGUCGUAUACGUCGCCAUUCAUACAGCUCUCUACAUAUUCAAGCCCUCACAGUCGACUGGCCAGAGAGGCUUGUAUCCCUACCGCCGGGCGGCCUACGUACUUAUCUGCGUCAUCCCUCUAUUGCUAGCUUCACUCGCCUUCAUUCAUUUCCCGGCGUAUACGAACGAUGGCCUCCUCUGUUACCUGCCCGUGCAUCCGGCCUGGCCAUGGCUGGCGCUCAGUUGGGUUCCGCGCUACAUUAUAAUUGCUACCCUCAUCGUCCUCUAUAGUUGGGUCUACUUUUAUGUGGCCUUCCUCAUGAGGACCUUCGACCAGGCCAGCGGGGAAAGGAAGCGUCAAUGCGCCUUGGGAGACUGCCGUGCCGGGCGCCGGGUGGAACGGAACCGAAGUCGAUAUUCGUUGGGCUCCUUGCCUCCCACUCCUCCCAUCGCUUAUCACGGCCUCAUCCCCGUACCGCCAGAGUCACGCCGGGGUUCUGCGACACAUGAAGUGCGACGGUGGGAGUCGUUGGCUUCUUCGGGGACAUCACCCGCCGACCAGAAGAAGCCUAACCGACAUGACGGCCGGCGGCACACCUGGAAACAGGCUUUGUUCCCGCAUCCUAUUCGCUGGAAAGAGCCCAUCUUGCGCGCCAAGGAAAAGGUCAACGCCAUCCGCCGGCCGGGAAAGGCCUCUGGGGGCCUUCGUCCUGGCCACACCACGGUCGCGAAUCCUCCCAGCGCUGCAUCUGCCAGGCACGAGCACGAAGCUGAGCCCGAAGCCCCUCAAAUCCCUUCUAUUACCGUCGACCCUCCUUCGCCAACCAACGAUGACGUUGCCCAAUCUACCACGUCUCUCACCCCGACAUCCCUGCCGGAACCAGCCUAUGACCCGCGACACGGUAGGAGUGAUGGCGACGGCCAGUCAGGAGAUACUCCACUGACUCGCGGGUCUUCCUCCCGUUCCGAAUACUUCAAUCACCUCUAUCUCGCCAGCAGCACCCAUCCCUGCGAGGAAGAGCAGAGGCCAAGAAGGAGCACGGACUCGACUUUGCAAACCCUGGAUCCUGCUCAGAGACCCCGUUCCGACAGUCUCGCCACCAUUCAACAGGUUCAGAGCCACCAUUGCAACUGCCCGCUCGCCCCGUGGGGGACCGGUACCAGCGCGUCGUCCAUCGGCACGGCAGGCACGGCAGGCACGGCCCUUUCCCCCACGUCGGCAGACUGGGCCGCUGUGGAGGCAGAAGGAGGAUCGGACACGGACACGGACGCACCCGACUCGAUGGCCUAUGAGCGCGACCAGCUGCGGCGCCAGCUACGCUACCUAUUCAUGUACCCGAUUGUCUACAUCCUCGUGUGGGUGGCGCCCCUGAUCUCCCACGUGAUGCAGUGGAAGAGCCCGCAGAACGACGCGCCUUACGCCGUGGGCCUGUUGAGCCUCAUCAGCCUGUGCAUUCAGGGGUUCGCGUCCGCGACGCUGUUCGCCAGCCGGGAGAAACCCUGGCGGUACGCGCGGAAGAGCACGUUGCAUCAUCCGGACGAGGCGUUUUCGCGCGGUUGGUGCGGGCCGUGGUCGGGCUCGUUGUCGUGGAGAAACUGCUUCGACUGGAGGGCGUGGUGGAGCAACCAUGGGGGGAAUUCCGGGGUCGGACGGACGAAGGAGGAGAUGCAUAUCCAGGGGCGUUUGGCUCGUAUGCGGCGGGACUUGGAGUGUGUCGAGUCGGAGGAGCAGCGGAGGCGGCGGGGGACGCCGGAUGGUUCUGCGCGACGGAGUGCAGGAGGAGAGGGGCGUCCAGGGAUAGAGUGGUGGGAGCGGAUUGAGCAUGUGUACGGGUCUGAGUAUGGAUUGGAUGAGGUUUUGGAAGGGGAUCGUGAGGGUGAGGGUGAGGGUGAGGGUGAGGGUGAGGGUGAGGGUGAGGGUGAGGGUGAGGGUGUGGGGGCAGGUGUCUGAUUCAAGCACGGUCAGAGGCAUACAUACAAUCCAGUCUGCCGGGAGAGCAUUACUUGGCGCUCCGGAUUUGGGGGAAACGGACAAAAUGGAGUGGAACGGGAAUGGUGUUGGUUGGUUCGAUUAUUAACAAGCAUGCAGACCACAUUGGCCAGGUGGCCGGCCGGCGUUGGGGAGACUGAGGGCCUAGGAAUCUAACCAAGGUUUAGGAUGAUACCAUUGUCGUUUUUUUCUUGGGUAGGGAAUAGAGUAUAGGCUGUCUCUA
Sodiomyces alkalinus F11 is the source of this 2710-nucleotide messenger RNA. RefSeq lists its product as hypothetical. The record is from RefSeq and is a predicted model, not a curated record. Bases 118 to 2448 code for a protein of 776 amino acids. The transcript has 2 exons. NCBI's taxonomy places the organism in Eukaryota, Fungi, Ascomycota, Sordariomycetes, Glomerellales, Plectosphaerellaceae. Gene Ontology annotation, molecular function: G protein-coupled receptor activity. Gene Ontology annotation, cellular component: plasma membrane. Gene Ontology annotation, biological process: adenylate cyclase-activating G protein-coupled receptor signaling pathway.